ACAUACCCACGAGGCAGAAUGAUCGGCGGGACGGGCGCCAUUAACCUGAUGGUGCACAGCCGCGGCAACCCACAAGAUUACGACAAUUGGGCCCAGUUAGGAAACCCAGGCUGGGACUGGAAAACAGUAUUGAAAUACUUUAAGAAAUCUGAAGACUACCGGAGUCCUCUGGAGCCAAAAGAUGCCCCGUUCCAUGGGAUUGGAGGUCCUCUGAGCGUACAGAAAGUUGGCUGGAUGCCGCCCGUUGGUAAACUUGCCAUCGAGGCCGGCAAGGAACUUGGACUUGAAGAAAUUGACUACAACACAGACACAAAAAUUGGAAGCAACAUAUUACAGCUACCACUUCGUGAUGGGCAACGAGUUACAUCAGCAGACGCCUAUUUGAUGCCGAACUUACGGCGCCAAAACCUGAAACUGCAAAUCAACUCGCAAGUGAUCAAGAUCAUCCUGAAUGAUGACAAUGUUGCCAUCGGAGUAAGAUACGUUCAUAGAAACAAGGUGAAGCGAGCGUUCGCGAGGCGAGAGGUGAUAAUAUCAGCAGGCGGCGCUGACUCUCCCAAGCUGCUCAUGCUGUCGGGGAUUGGAGCGCGGGAACAACUUGAUAAACUUGGGAUCAAAACUAGUGUCGACUUACCUGGCGUUGGCCAGAAUUAUAAAGAUCAUGUUUUACUAGAAGGAAUACAUUGGACGAUACACCCGAACAUUUCGUCGUCCGUUCUAUCCCUCCUCGGACCGUCAGCGUUGCUACGUUAUCAGGAGAAGAGAGAAGGCCCCAUGACCGUUCCGCCUGGUAUUGGUGCCUCGUAUUUUAUAAAAGUCGGUAAUCCGGACGAGCCGACCGUUCCGGACAUCCAAGUGCUGCUUGCAUCGCAACUGGUCGGACAAGAUUACGGCAUUUUAACCUUGGGCAAGUUCAAACAAUCAGUAAGUUCGUAUACGGUGCCGCGGGCUAAUUAA
Molecule: messenger RNA, 957 nt
Organism: Hyalella azteca
Lineage: Eukaryota; Metazoa; Arthropoda; Malacostraca; Amphipoda; Hyalellidae
Product: glucose dehydrogenase [FAD, quinone]-like
Exons: 7
Coding region: 19-957 (312 amino acids)
Molecular function (GO): oxidoreductase activity, acting on CH-OH group of donors; flavin adenine dinucleotide binding
Source: RefSeq, a predicted model, not a curated record